Macrosiphum euphorbiae (potato aphid) is the source of this 354-nucleotide messenger RNA. NCBI's taxonomy places the organism in Eukaryota, Metazoa, Arthropoda, Insecta, Hemiptera, Aphididae. The record is from the annotation of a GenBank genome assembly.
AUGUUUGGUCAGUCUGUACUCUGUAGUGAUUACACUGAUCGCGGAACAACUGUUGUGCUGUGCUUUCGAUUUGUAUUAGCGUCUUAUAAUUUAUUUAUUACUGCACAUAAAAUGAGCAAAGAAUCAAAGAAUAACAUUUUGAAAUACUUCAGCUCUACUGCCUCAACAUCUCCGCAAGCUAUUAAAAAACUAAAACUUGACGACAACGUUAUUCAAAAUAAUGAAAUUUCCUUACCGUCGACAUCAUCCCAAAUUCCGGCUUCAGAUUUAUUGGAUAAUACAAAAAAUUUAGUUUCUACUUUUGAAGCAUUAAAAGAUAUUUCAACGAAACGAAAAUUGAAUAUAAAUUUAUAG